GCAAAAUAAAAGCAAUUUCUUGAUCUCAAUUUAGUCACGUGAUUCAAAUCAUAUGACUUCUUGCCACGUGUCGAAAGAAUGUCACCUCCGAAAGGGUGUUACGGGUGUCAUAAUUGUCAAACAGUACGCGUUUUGGAUUCCUCACUGAAAAAACCAUGUGCUUUUGAAUUUUCCUUCCGAAUCCACCCGCCAAAACAACACUGAAGAACUCCUUUAUUUUUUCGGGUGACUUAUCACCGAAUGCUCAACACACUUGGAACACAGCCGAGGGCUACAAGAUGGCGUUAACAAGUUCAGGCAGGACUUCAAAUUAAAAACGGCUGCAGUUUACCGUCCAUAGUGGCUAAAGAUGAAAUGUACUGUACUUAAUUAUCAGAACCAAUAAAUCUUUUGUUGCACUUUGUGUUACGGACUAAUUUUCUUCAGUCCCAAAUAUACUUGUUCAUUGUUUUAGUUUAUUGGCGUAAUGUGAUGCCAUUUUGCAUUGAGAAAUUGGUUCUUCUUACGCCUUCUCAACACCAGUUUCAUCACUGUCCUCGAUUAUGCAUUCUCAAUUCAAAGUUUAUGAUAGUCUCGCCCGAGGGAACGGAAUUCGAAAUUAACGAAGAAAGCAGAGGAAGGGUAUGUUUUCGAAAUCUAUUCUUCUCAAUUUGUAUCGCUGUAGCGGCUGGUACAGCCGUUUUCUAAAAUGUUUCCAUAAGAGAAGAAAAGCUUAAAAGUUGCUUUGAAGACACACAAAAAGGUGUUUCGACAAGCGGCAUCGUGCGCUUAACAAUGGAACACAUGAUCAAUUGAAAGGACACUCGAUCGCGACCAAUAGGAGCGCACCAUGUUCCUUCCAUAAACAAGAGUUUCGUUAUCUCCAGGGAGUACAAGUGUUUCUCCUGCUGGCUGAUGAAGGCCAGUGGAAUUAACUUAACAAUGUAGAAUGAUAAACACGUUGUAUCCAUGGCCGGCUAAAUGGCAAAAGCCAAAAGUGUACAAAUGACCAUCAGGUGAAAUAACGUUAAACAAUAAACCCGCUCAUACAGUACGCGCGUAAAGAUUGAAAACUGCCGACUCGCUGUCGACAGGCUGCUUCAAAUAAGGUACAAGCUGCUGCACGCCUUUUUUUUUUUCUUAAGGAAGAGCAUAAGCCUCCAAGAAGAGGAUUUUAAAAGCGCAUGUAAAUUGCACUUUUUUAGUGGUGUAAGAAGCACUAUCAGAGGAACCAUUUGUGACCUCCAUCAGGAUGGAUGACUUUUCAAGCCAAGCCAGUUCAGAUGUAAAGAGUUCUUAUUCAUUUUUGUGAGCAUUAAUCUGAGGAGUCAAGCUGAGGCAAGGAAGCUACUUCUCGUCACGGAAGCCACUUCAGUACAAGAACCAAUCAAUCAGAUGAACGAGCUAGAGUGGUGAAUGACAGUGGUCAAUCACGUCAUCUUGUGGUCAGCAGUGAGUAUUACUACAGCCAGAUCCUCAGUUGAAACCAGGAAUGCCGGGACAGAGAACACAAGAGACUUAGAGGACGUCUUUUCAGAUUCAGUGAUGUCAACAACCAAGAGCAACCAAAGAGCCUUCUUUUCAACAUUUGACGAGCUAUUGCCAACAUUGAAGUGACGCUUUUGUGAGGAAAGGUGCUGACGGCAUGGACAAAUCUUUGAACGCGGUAGUGGGUUUUAUCCAAGACGUGCGGAUUUGAAAAAAUUAAGCAGCCGGGCUUGUAUAGAUUGUGCGCUGAAUAAAGGAAACAUAAUUAAAUUAUUCAAACUUUAAUCCAAGCAAAUAAAUGAGAAGCUCUUUCUGUUUUAAAAAUAGAGGUUUCAAUACGACCACAGAUUUUACAUUUGCUAUUCGUUUACCAUCAAGUAGCACACGAACAAAGGUUAAAUUUACAUUGGAUUCUUCCAAAGUCACUUUGUGAUAUGAGUGCAAGAUUAAAUAAACAAAAUUUAAAUACAAAAAAAAAAAAAUAGGGAAAGCUCAAAUAAAAUGGAAUAUAAUUGCAACAAAUAAAUGUAGUCAGAGAUGGUGGCUUAAUUCAAACUUUGUGGAAUCUAUCGAUAACUAAUCAGAUGGAAGACUUAUAGGUGUCACAGGAUGUCUGGAGCAGGAUGAAAUCAAAAAGCUCACACGCUCUCGUGCACUCACAGCUAUUUAUUAAUUUUGUCAGACGCCGUUCAGGCGUUGUUGAGAAGCCUAGUAUUGAGUGUAAUAAACAGAGAGGGACAGUGCACAUAGUCUUCGGACCAAUAAUUUGCUGACGCAGUGGCCGUAAUCAUAUGAUCAGCUUUCAAACCCUCUCACGUGUUUCCCAGCAUUCUUUAUAACUGACUUCACUUGGAAGAAUCUGGAUCUUAAUCGAGAUUGGAAUUACAUAACGAUAACAAAUUUAAAUUGAAAAAAAGCACUGGGGGGCGUCUAACGCAGUAAAUAGCUCCUUCAACUGACAGAAGAGAGAAAAUCUGGUGACAAAGAGACAAAAAUUGUUGUAAUUGAUAUAUUGUAUAUCAUUUAUAAGUCCCUUAUUUCGUUCAUGGGUGUAUCUCUAGAAUGGUGUUCAGGCGCUUUUGGAUGCCACCAUCUCCACUGUUUCUUUAUAAUUUAAAAUUUAUUGAAGUAUUCGUUGUGGAGAAAAGUAUAGUGUCUUGCAAGAAGAAGUUGGGCAGCAGGAAACUUUUAAACGACGCUUUUUAAAAUUUGAUAAGGCAAACAAGAGUUCUUUUUCGGACACGUUGUACACCAUGAAAGAUGAAUUUUCGCGAUUAUAUUCGCAACCAGACAUAAUAAAUAAUUCAGCAUUGAACGCGAAUUUUCUUUAUAACGUCCCAUUGAGUUUAACCGAUGAAAUAAUUAAAACACAAAAAUGGUUUCAGUAUGAUAGUUGACAUUAAACGAAACUUUGUUUCAAACCAAAAUUAACACUUUUGCGGCUGUGAUUUGUAUAAGCAAAUACAGUCUGUUAUUAUCAACAUUAUAUUUAUUUUGGUCCUGUACGUGUAUGAUACGUCUGGCUUUCAGACCGAAGAGAUAAUAAACACAAUGCAAUAAGCUGAUAGGUGUUUAAGAAGGCCUAUGCACUUGAUUACGCAAUGCAAAGCACUUGUAACUAUCUUAUCUCGUGCAGGAACGGUUGGAUUUCGUUUCUUAAUGGCGGAUGUGGCAGGAACCAGUGUUGUCGCUGCAAAAAUACUGCAUGUUAUUUAUGCCAACCACAGUCCACGUCAUUUUGAUCGUGGUAUGAUUUCUUAAGAGAAGUGGACGACCCCAUAGUAAUAUUUCAAUGCGUUUCGCUUUCAAGGGAACUAGUUGAUAUGUCGAUGUGAUAUCAGUUCAUUUUUUGUCAGAGACCAUUGCAGUUGUUCUAAAAAUGUGGAAUGAUUUCUCGAAUGGCUAUGGGAAGAAUGGAGAGAGGAAGCCAUCAAGUGGAAAUCAACGACUCAACGAUCAUGUCGAAUCAGAAGUGUUUAGUACGAAGUAUGGAAACAAUGGCUUCGGCAAUCCUCUCUUUAAUAGCAAGAAAGAAAACUCGCAAACUUUUGAAGACUUUUUGGAAUUCAACGGUCAAGAAGUCCUUCAUUUGUACAAACUAACAGCUUGGGAAGAACGUUGUCGACAGUUCUCCAGUAAUGAUACUUUGCCAUUGCCUCAGAAACUGCGUUUAGGAUGCGCUGUUGAAAACAACGAUAGCGUUGAUGGCGAGAGUUACAUAAUCGAAAGUUUGGGUUCAUUUUCGUCACCUGCUGAGCACGCGAGCGGUACAUCAAGACACGAUGAAACAACAAACAGCGGCCCAGAGAACAAUCCAAUCUCUGCAAGGUUUAAAAAUCAGCGGCGAAAAGAAAGGAAAUCAUCUCUUAAUGCCUUAUCCGUAUUACCACCACUAGUAGAAGAAAAAUACAACAGCAGUCCUGCACCAGUAAUUAGGCGGAAGACUAUUGGUAGUAUUGGAGAGAGAGACCGCUUUGAAGUGCCUGAUAUAGUUUUAUCAAAAGUAGAUGAUGCGCAUAGAGAUACAGAGAGGUUAAAGCUGCCCACGAUAGAGCCGAAAUCAGGCCAUCUGCAGAUGUCGUUAUCUUCAUCGGAUCCAAACAGACUAGGUCCUCCUAGCAUCCUUGGUCCUUUUAAGGCCUUUAGGCCACCUGUACAAGCGCGUUCAAAAGAUAAGAAUACGAUAGAUAAUGUUCGAUUGCCACAGUUGAAAACACAGAAUUCCAGCUUAAGAGCAGAUGACGAACAGGAAAAUGGAUUUGAAAACCCGACCCAAUAGUAUUGAAUCUCUUUUUUGGAGCGCAGUGCUCGUGGUAUUGUGGGCCUGCUACACUUGGAAAACCGUCCUGCAUAGCUCUGCUUUAGAGAAACUUAAACAAGUACCUAAACAAUGGUUUGAUCUUUCUAGCAAGAAUUCAUAAAUGGAAAGAAUUCAUUGUCAGGAAGUGAGGAUGGUCGGCAAUGGAUCUGUGGAAAUGACACUGUUGGUACUCCUUCGUGAUAUGGGGUGGUGAAUUUUCUCGAAUUUUCCGCAGAGCUGUCCCACAGUCUCACAGUUUCUUUUCAAGACUAGGAAAGUCUCGAAGUACCGAUUUGUUUGCUUCAGUUUCGCUUGUUUUAAAAUGUUUCGAGGAUAUGUCGCAUUUAAAACACUUUAUUUUGAAGUCUCGGGCUCCUAAUUUUAAAAAUUUAACAUGUCUCGGGUUCGCAAAGAGAAACGCUCGUCUCGCCUUCUCGCAAAGUCUCACAUUUAUCAUUCACCACCCCUAUGAUAGUCAGUGUCUGAUAACGUUUAUACCGUGGUUUAUCAAGAAUAGGUGGCUUACAAUCAUAAGAA
Messenger RNA from Orbicella faveolata, 4804 nucleotides. RefSeq lists its product as uncharacterized. Lineage: Eukaryota; Metazoa; Cnidaria; Anthozoa; Scleractinia; Merulinidae. The record is from RefSeq and is a predicted model, not a curated record.